GGGGCAUGGUUCAGGCAGGCUGUGGACAAGCACUCAAGUUGUGAAUUGGAGUAUUGAGAGCUACCUCCCAUGCAAUUUGCAAACAAAAGUCAUUUAACAGACUGCUGCCAGGAGUAUACACUGUAGCAUUCUCCUACAGUCAACUUCCCUGACUAAAAGACCUGACAUCUUAAAAUACAGAAGAGGAGAAGACCAGGGCAAAGCUUGGAAUGGAUCUGAGUCCAGGAAUUCAAAAGAUGUCUGUAAGCCAGCAGCAGUCAGGAAGAGGUGCGCCCUGUUUACGAUGCAGAGGGAUGUGUACAGGCUUUGAGCCACAUUCUUGGAGGAAAAUAUGCAAGUCGUGCAAAUGUAACCAGGAAGAUCACAGCCUCAGCUCUGAUGCAGAAGACGACCGGAAAAUUGGCCGCUUGUUAUCAGAGUCAAAGUACUCUACACUCACCGCCAGGGUGAAAGGUGGGGAUGGAGUUCGUAUCUACAAAAGGAAUCGCAUGAUCAUCACCAACCCUAUUGUGUCUCGGAAAGACCCGACGUUUGACACUAUAACGUAUGAGUGGGCUCCUCCAGGACUGACCCAGAAACUGGCUAUACAGUACAUGGAACUGAUUCCAAAGAAGAUGCAGCCGAUAGCAGGCACAGAAGGAGCAUAUUACCGUCGUAGACAGUUGAUGAGACAGCUUCCUAUUUAUGACCAGGAUCCUUCUCACUGUCGUGGCCUUGCUGAAAAUGAGAUAAAGCUGAUGGAAGACUUUGUAAAGAAAUAUAAAAAUGAUGCUCUGGGAGUUGGUGAAGUUGCACUUCCUGGCCAAGGUGGCAGUGCCAAAGAGGAAGGGAAGCAUCAAGACAAAAAUGCGGGUACAAGUAAGCCAUCUGUUUCAACCAAUGGAGCCCUCAGUGGUCCACCAGCAGAAGCAGAAUAUUGCUGUGAAAUCUGCAAACAGGUGAUGCCUGCAAAUUGCCCUGUGGUGUAUGCUGACAGAGCAGGCUACAGCCACCAAUGGCACCCAGCAUGUUUCAUGUGCUGCAAGUGCUCAGACCCUCUGGUUGACCUGAUCUACUUCUGGAAAAAUGGUGCAGUGUGGUGCGGCCGUCACUACUGUGAGAGCAUAAGGCCACGUUGUGCAGCCUGUGAUGAGAUAAUAUUCUCUGAGGACUACCAGCAAGAGAAUGGGCUGACCUGGCACAAGAAACACUUUACCUGCCUGGAGUGUGAGACGCUGCUGGCUGGCAAAUCUUUCAGCCUGGAUAAAGGAAAGAUUCUCUGUACAACUUGCAGCAAAAGCAAGCAUCCCUAAACACCAAGUAAUGGAAAAAACAAAGUCUGUUCUCCUAGAUUCAAACAAGAAUUAUGUUCAGAAUAGACCCCUGCCUGUUCACUAGCAGGCAACUAGAAACCCCCUUAAAUUGAACAGGUUUGAAGGGAAAAAAAUGACUCUUUUGGGGGGAACAAAAAGCAAAUUCAUAUGCAGGGGAGGGAGGGAAGAAGGGGAAAGAGAUCUUUCGACUCUUACUAGGAAGGAAUAGAACCUAAACCACUGACAUAAGUAGUUUCUGUAGCUUAUCCACAUUGGGUUAAACCUCAUAGUAAGAACAGGUGAGCUAUUUGAACCCAAGAAGUCCUCACCCAGACUUCCAACUGAAAGAUCUUGCUGCAUUCUUUUCUGAAGUAAUAGCUCUCAAAAUUAACAUUUUGGCAUACAAAGCUGGUCAAUUUGGUGUACUGGUUUUCCUCAGUGAGUAGGGGGCAAGACGAUUGUUUCAGUUAUCCUCUAAGAGCCUUGCAUGUCUAAACUAAUGGCAGAGUUGUACAACACUGACUAAUCUAACUAUCUCUUUGAAAUUUGGCUCAAUACAAAUGUUCCUGGCAAUUCUGAAUAUAUAGCAGCACACCCAUAGGCUCAUAUGAUCUUCACUUUGUAUCCACCUGCAAAGCCUUUUACAGCUGGUGGAUCUGUAGGAAGCGGCACUGUUUCCUCUGAUUAGUAACACACUGGUCUCAAAGGCAGGAAAGGCAUUUAAAAUGUGAAUCUCAAACACCAUAUUUUUGGCCUGGAAACAUAUGUUCUCACGAGAAGAGUCUGCCAUACUGUGUCAUAUGUGCUGUGAUGCCAGCCUUUCCCAUAGUGCUUUAAUAUUUCCACAAAACAAUAGAAAAAAAAAACCCUUUCAUUUGUGGUUUUCAGGCUAUGGCUAUCUAUUCACCAAAUACUGGAUUGAAAUCGUCAGCUGAAUUUUCAUCAGAUGAGCCACUGAAUGGCCCCCAAAUUUUUACAACACCAUCCUGUGCUGGAUUACAACCAGCAAUCUGUCAUGUUACCACUCCCUCACAUUCAUCUGACUCUUUCAAUAGACAGAGAAUAGCCAGAUCACUGACAUGUGUAUGUCUAUAUUUGCUUAGUUUCUACAUACCUAAAUUACUUUCUAAAAAGAAGUGGAAUAUAGUUUGCAAAAAUAUUGCAGAAUUAGACAUGUAAUAAGUUAACACUUGCUCACUAACCGUUCUUUGAAAUGUGUAAGAUGCUUGUAUCUCUCCUUUGGAGAGAUUAGGUGCACUCUGAAUAUGGGCAUAACUGCAAUCAUAGUACUACAUAUAAAAAUGAAUCCAAUUUUAAUUGCUAAUUAACUUACAACUUUGAAAGUUAGAUGCACACACCCAGCUCUGAACUUUGCACUUCUUCAGCUGCAUAUUUGAACACACAUGCUGUUUGCAAGUCAACACCCAUAUGUAUAGUACAUUAGUUUGACUUUGAACUCAGCUUCACUUCUGACAUGGAAAAGAUCUGUCAAUUUGAGUGAAUCAGUAGAAGCCAACAUCUGUGGGUAGGGGUAGUUUUUGAAUGGAUUUAUCUAAACAUGAGUCUGUUUGGAGAUAUACAUUAAAAUUCAAAGGGAAAUCUCUUAUGGAUGAUAAUAACUUAUCUAACAUGAUUUUAAUUGGUAUUCCUGGACAUCAUAGGACAUUGAAAUAAAUAAAUUAAAUCCUACCUCCAGGACUAAAACAACAGCAUCAACAAUUCUGAGGUUGUGAUAAGUCUUGGGAGUGAUGAAAAUGUAUUGUCUGUUUGGUAGCUACACAAUGCAUAUUCCUGGGAUUGCCUGUGGCUGUUUUGUCAAUAUGACUCAUCUCUGAUUGUAUCAUGGAUAUUUUGACUAUUUGGGGGUAUCAGUUACUUCUGUGAACUCAGUAGAACGCUAUAAAUCAACAGAUGUGUCAACUCCCAAGUUAUGCUAAGAAUUAUUAAGCCCUGUUUGAAUAGCUUUGGAUACAAGUAGUCAACGUGCUUUGAAUGUUAGCAAUUGUGAAUGAAAAAUAAAACUUGUGGCUUAGUUCUA
Messenger RNA from Gavialis gangeticus (Gharial), 3330 nucleotides. It is a transcript of the gene LMCD1, whose product is annotated as LIM and cysteine rich domains 1. NCBI's taxonomy places the organism in Eukaryota, Metazoa, Chordata, Crocodylia, Gavialidae. The transcript has 6 exons. The record is from RefSeq and is a predicted model, not a curated record. Gene Ontology annotation, molecular function: zinc ion binding. Bases 210 to 1292 code for a protein of 360 amino acids.